UUUAUUGCCGUGUGAAAAUGCACAGAAUUUAACUGCAUUUGCUUUAUUUUAUCGGUGACUGGGGUAAGUAUGGAUGAUAGAAUCGUAGUACGCAAGAAGAGAGGCCGACCAAACAGAGGAGGAGGGCGCUUUAAUCGUGGUUCAUCAAAAAGUUCACGAGGAAGAGGCAGUCGAAGAGAUGACGACCGACAAUAUGGAGACAGAGGGAGAGUAGAUAAUGAUGACAGAUAUCGGAAGAAUUUGGCACAACCAAGUCCUAGUUUUGAGAAAGAGGUCCGUGUACCCAUGCAGAGACUUCUGAUGACAACAGAAAACCAAGAUAUGGUGGAGGACAUGCUUAGAGAUUUACGUGGGGAAGAAAUUGACACAUACAGUGAUGAGGAAUAUGAUGAGUUGGAUGACCGCUAUGAAGACCAGUACUGGUUGACAGACAAUACACUGGUUGUGGAGGAAGCUGUCAACUAUGCUGGUCCAAAAUCUACAGGACAAAAAAAAUAUACAGUGGAGAACGUCAAUAGAUAUGCUGUCAAUAAAUUAGUCAGGUAUGGCUUUGAAAAGCAGAGAUGUAUUGAGGCACUGCAGCUUCUGGACGGAGAUAUUGGAUCAUCACUGGAAUAUCUCUACAAUAAAUGUUUCGACUUGCCCUCCCAUGUAGCUAUGAGUAAUGAUGUUGGGGAGGAUAGUGAUGGUAAUGGAGAGACUGAAGAUAAAGUCAUUAAGAGUAAGGAGGAAAAGCUGGAAGAGGGAGGAGUUACCUGGGAGGAAAUAGAGGAACAGAGGAAGGAGGAAAUUCUAGCUCUGGAAUCUAUCUAUAUUGAUGAAUUUGAAGUUAGAAUCCCAAACAGACUAUGGAUGUUCCGUCUUGAAUUGAAAAAUUUGGUUGAUAUGGUGAUGGAAUCUGGUGGAAAUUCAAAAUUUAGUAAAGAAGCAGAAACAGAAAGGGAUUCAAAUAUAUGUAAAUUUUAUCAGAAAGGGUCAUGUCGGUUUGGUGAAAAAUGCAAAUACAAACACUCUUUGGAAGUGACAAGCACAAAUCGUGAAGCUACUGAAAAGGAUGACAAAGCGAACUUCGAACUUGAACUUCGCUUUUUGGAAGAUAAUAUUUACCCAUAUGAACCUCCUAUUAUUGGGUUUUCUUCUUUAGUGCCAGGUUUUCCUUAUCAUUUAUGUUUGAAUAUAACAGAGGGGCUGUUAAAUGAAGCCAAAGAGCUAGCCUCCAAUCAGUCCCCUGCAUCGUUCUCUCUAAUAGCCUUGUUGGAAGAUGACCUAAUGAUUGCUCAGUGGAUAGAAAAACCUCCUCUACCCUUCAGUCUUCCAGAAUCAGAACCUUCCAUCAUCCCUAGUUUAAGACAUGACAUGAAACUUGGAAGCCCAAAGUCAUCUGAAAAUUACCAUGCUGCAGAAAAUUUGGAAGAUGAGUACUCAGGAAAUUAUGAUGAUGAAGAUGCAAAGGAUUUGAGAGUUACAGAAGGAGGAAACAGUAAACAAAACAAGGGAGACAUAGAGGAAGUGGAAGACAGACCUGUGGCAAUGAAGAGGACAAUUUCCAGAGAGUCAGAAAACAAUCAAAUAUCAGAAGGAGAGCUUCUCAAGCAAAACAGAAGACUUAAAGAUGAAUUCAAAAGAAAACAGGUACAUUAUUUGAUUGGGGGUGCUUUCUCAAAAAAGCGCUUGCCAGCAUGGAACAAACAAGAAGACAUUUUGGAAGCUCUGAAGAAGCACCAGGUUCUGGUAAUCAGUGGAAUGACAGGGUGUGGAAAGACAACACAGGUGCCCCAGUUUAUCCUGGACUCCUACUUAAGGAAUGAGAAGGGUCUGAAGAUGUGUAACAUUCUGUGUACACAGCCUCGGAGGAUUUCUGCCAUGGCUGUAGCUGAGCGAGUGGCGGAGGAAAGGGUGGACAAGCUGGGGAGAAUUGUGGGAUAUCAGAUCAGACUGGAGAAAGUGCAGUCUUCAUUGACAAGACUGCUGUUUUGUACAACUGGAAUUGUUCUGAGAAGAUUAGAGGGGGAUCCAGAUCUUAAUGGGGUGUCACAUGUCAUUAUUGAUGAAGUCCAUGAGAGAUCAGAGGAAAGUGACUUCCUGAUGAUGUACUUGCGAGACAUGCUCCCUAAGAGACCAGAUCUGAAGGUUAUCCUGAUGAGUGCCACAUUGAAUGCUGAGCUGUUCUCAGAAUACUUCAAUGGCUGUCCUGUCAUUGAUAUUCCUGGAAAAGCCUUUCCUGUCCAGUCCUUCUUCCUAGAGGAUGCUACAGAGCUAACAGGAUUUGUGAUGGAAGAAAGGUCGCCAUACGCCCGCCCCCUGAAGCAGAUGAAUGCAGUCAGACAGGGACAGUCCUGGCAGACGUAUGAGGAAGAUCUUAACACAGAUCCAGGGAAACCCCCAGGGGAGAGGGUGAAGGAUGAAAACCUCACAGUCAAACAGCUGAUGUACCGAUACUCAGAGUAUAAAAAGUUGACCUGUAAAGCUCUGUCCAUGAUGGACUUGGACAAGAUUAACUACGACCUGAUUGUGGAUCUGCUGGAGUGGAUUGUGGAUGGAGACCAUCAGUAUUCAAAAGGAGCUGUUUUGGUGUUUCUGCCAGGGUUUGCUGAGAUACAACAGCUGUAUGAGGCACUGACAUCUCAUCGGGUGUUUGGUGUCAGGAGUGGGGGCAGGUUCAAAAUCAUUCCUCUGCAUUCUACACUGUCCAGUGAGGACCAGCAUGCAGUUUUUCUGAAACCUCCAGAAGGUGUUACAAAGAUUGUCAUAGCAACCAACAUAGCAGAGACGUCCAUCACAAUAGAUGACAUCACCUUUGUCAUUGAUGCUGGAAAAAUGAAAGAGAAAAGGUAUGACUUCAGCAAAGGAAUGGAGAGUCUGGACACUGUGUGGGUGUCCCGGGCUAAUGCUCUCCAGAGGAGGGGGAGGGCUGGGAGGGUCACGUCGGGGGUCUGCUUCCAUCUCUUCACCAGUCAUCGCUUUGACUACCACCUCCAGGAUCAGCCAAUCCCUGAAAUUCAAAGAGCACCUUUGGAGCAAAUCUGUUUAAGGAUCAAAAUGUUGGAUAUCUUUAAGACAGUAAAUGUUCAGGAAGUAUUGGAGCAACUGCCAGAACCACCCUCUGAAGAAUCCAUCAUGGCAGCUCUCAAACGUUUACAAGAUCUAGGUGCUCUGGAUGAAGACAAUGAGUUAACCCCCUUGGGUUAUCAUUUGGGAUCAUUACCUGUAGAUGUCAGAAUUGGGAAGUUGAUGCUGUUUGGAGCAAUAUUCAGAUGCCUUGACCCAGCAUUAACCAUUGCUGCAACUCUUAGUUACAAGUCCCCAUUUGUGUCUCCGUUUGACAAGAGGGAUGAGGCAGACAAGAAGAAAUUAGAAUUUGCUGUGGGGAAUUCUGAUCACCUUACAAUGCUCAAUGCAUACAAGGGAUGGAUCGAGUCCAGAUUGAAGUCCCAUAAUGAGGGCUACAGAUUCUGUCAUGAAAAUUUCCUGUCAUAUAAGUCCCUCCAGAUGUUGGCCAGUAUGAAGCAGCAAUUUGUGGAGCUGUUGUCAGACAUUGGGUUUGUGAAAGAGGGAAUUGUGGUCCGAGAUGUGGAAAGAGCAGCCAGGGGAGGAUCUGAUGGGGUGGUGGAUGUCACAGGGAUAGAGGCCAAUAUUAAUUCAGCAAACUGGAAGCUGGUUUCUGCCAUCUUGGUUGGAGCAUUGUAUCCAAAUGUUGUGCAGGUGAUGAAACCAUCCAACAAAUUUAGCCAAGGAAGCACAGGUGCACUUUACAAGGCUCCAAAACCAGAUGAACUGAAGUUUAGAACUAAAUCUGAUGGUUUUGUCCACAUCCAUCCUUCUUCUGUGAACUUUCAAGUGAACCAUUAUGAGAGUCCCUAUCUUGUUUACCAUGAAAAAGUGAAGACCACAAAGGUAUACAUCCGAGACUGUACCAUGGUCAGUAUGUACCCCCUGCUGCUGUUUGGGGGAGGAAGCAUCUCGGUGGAUUUGGAGAAAGGAAACUUUGUCCUUUCUAUAGAUGAUGGCUGGAUAAGAUUUCUCGCAGAUUCUCCAAAGGUGGCUGAGUUGGUGCGAGAGUUAAGACUAGAACUGGAUCAACUCCUAACUGAUAAAAUACAGAACCCACAUAUGGACUUGUGUAACUGUCCCAAGGGAAGCAAAAUCAUCGACACCAUAGUGAAACUUAUAAGUACCCAGUAGUGCUCUACAGAAGUUCAUCUAAUGCUGAAGCAUUGUUUAUAACUGUAGAUACAGGAAGGCAUGACAAUAAUUCACAUCAUUUAUACACACAUGUACUGUACAUGCAAUUUAUUAGGUAAUGGUGCUAUGAGUACAACGUACCUCUUUCAGAAGACAGUAUUUCAGAUGUGAACAUAGUCUAGCUACAGAACUGUAGCAUUAUGGUUUUAUAUUUCAGUCUUUGACCAUAAUGCUACAGAUCCAGUAAUGCAAAAAAGGUUCAAUCAAAGGCGCAAGAUUUUCUGCAUAGCAUAGUAUAUAUAUAAUGGGAUAAUUUCUCAACUUUCCAACAAGCUACCUUAAAGCCCUUAAUUCUAGACCGUUCUUUAACCAAUGCUUAUAUUUUAUCUGCCUUCCAAUCUUUCACACUUCUCUCUAGCGACCAAAAAAUUCUCGUUUUGAAACAUUCUGUCGCAUGGCAGAAAAUUCAGAACAAGUGAGUUACUGGUCUGUGGGACGACUAUAAAUUUUUUUGGUUUGGAGAUGGAUAAAAUACAUACAUUUUAGUUGUUUAAAAUUUCUGUCUGGAAUAUGGGGGUAUAAGACGUUGAUCGACCAAUGAUGGAAACUGGCAAAAUUAUCCCCAACAGUAUGCAGAAAAUCUUGUGCCACAAAUUGCACAAUUUUUGCAUUAAGGGAUAUGUAGCAUUAUGGUUAAAGACUACUACAUAAAAUCUAGGGAUGUCAAAAUAUUUAUUUCCCUUAGUCGAACAUUCGAUUGCAUUAUUCGAUCGAUAGCGUAUUUAUAAAUCAAAAACCCCUUUCGUAGAUUUACAUAAAAAGUAACAAGAAAUGCCUAGUAUACAGUGUAUUAUUUAUACACCGAUAUUCAAAUGAAAUACUAGUUUUAUCAGCAAUUAAUUCUCCAAAAUGUAUAAAUUCUCGUAAAUCACAUUCAAAAGUUGGUCUGUACAUUCUUUCAUUCUAGUAUGCUUAGAGAAUUGUCAGCACAGUGUUUUUAAAGCUUAUUAAACUGUUAAAAAUAAAUUGGAAAAGGGGAGGGGCUACCACACACUAUCCACAUGUCAUGUGAUAUUGUUAAAUACUGUUUGUUUGAUAAUUGAUUAGCCCGGCUAAUAAGUUGUCCUUAAUAUGAAAGAUUACGAUUUGACAAGAUUUAAUAUGUUUUGAUAAUUAUAGAAGUUUCAAAACUUGAAGGAAUGGUGUGUACCUAUAGCAUUCUUAUAGGUAAUAAAUAGGUUUAUAGUUGGUAUAAGUCCAUUUAAUAAUUUUCAAAGUCCUGUAUAGCGCUGCAUAAAUUGAUUUACUAAAAUAAUAACAAGAGGCCCAGGGGCCAC
This is a messenger RNA of Saccostrea cuccullata (small rock oyster), 5519 nucleotides long. Its product is annotated as putative ATP-dependent RNA helicase DHX57. Lineage: Eukaryota; Metazoa; Mollusca; Bivalvia; Ostreida; Ostreidae. The transcript is spliced from 26 exons. Gene Ontology annotation, molecular function: metal ion binding; protein binding; ATP binding. Gene Ontology annotation, cellular component: intracellular anatomical structure. The record is from RefSeq and is a predicted model, not a curated record. The coding region runs from base 70 to 4182 and encodes 1370 amino acids.